ACCAGGCUCUACCUCUGGGCUUUCUAUUCUGUUCCAGAGACCCAGUACCAGAAUAUUUAAAUCACUGUGGCGUUAAAUACGUUUUAAUAUCUGAUAGGGCCAGUUUCACCGCAUUGCACUUUUUUUCCCCCUUUUAGGAACCUGUUCAGACCCGCGGCAGGGGGCGGGGUCGCGCCUCCUCCUGGGCUCUGGUUCCAGCCCAGCCUCUGGGACACAGAGAUGGAAAUCCCGAAGCUGCUCCCGGCUCGCGGGACACUACAGGGCGGCGGCGGCGGUAUCCCCGCGGGUGGCGGCCGGGUCCACCGAGGCCCUGACCCGCCGGCUGGCCAGGUCUCCACGCGCCGCCUCCUGCUGCUCCGGGACCUCCAAGAUGGCGGGCCCGGGCGGCGGCGCAAGGAGGCCCGCAGGGCCUCACGAGGCCCCGGCCCAAGCCUGUUGGCGCCGAUGCCCGAUCAACCUAGCGGCGAUGGCGGCGACGACUUCCUCCUGGUGCUGCUUGACCCGGUGGGUGGCGACGUGGAGACAGUGGGCUCGGGUCAGGCCGCAGGGCCUGUGUUGAGGGAGGAGGCCGAGGCAGGCCCGGGGCUCCAGGGGGACUACAGCGGCGCGAACCCCGCGGGCUGCUCUGCGCGGGGCCCCAGCUUUCUGUCCGCGAUUCCCAUUCAGGCCCCGAUCUCUGCCCCCAGCCCCGCCGCGGCCUUCACCGGCACAGUCACUAUCCACAACCAGGACCUGCUGUUGCGCUUUGAGAACGGCCUCCUCACCCUGACCACGCCCCCAUCACACUCCUGGAAGCCCGGGGCCGCUCCUGCCCAGAAGCCCCCCAGGUGUCUGAUGGCCCCCCAAGCCGGGUUCCCGCGUGCCGCGGAGCCGAGUGACUGCCCAGAGCUGCCGCCAGACCUCCUGCUAGCCCAGCCGGCCGAACCCGCGCCAGCUCCGGCGCCCCAGGAGGAGGCGGAGGGCCCGGCCGCCGCCCUGGGCCCCCGCGGACCGCUGGGCUCGGGCCCAGGCGUAGUGCUGUACCUGUGCCCCCAGGCGCUGUGCGGGCAAUCCUUCGCCAAGAAGCACCAGCUGAAGGUGCACCUGCUGACGCACAGCAGCAGCCAGGGCCAGAGGCCCUUCAAAUGCCCCCUGGGUGACUGCAGGUGGACCUUCACCACCUCUUACAAGCUCAAGAGGCACCUGCAGUCUCACGACAAACUGCGGCCCUUUGGCUGCUCGGCGGAGGGCUGUGGCAAGAGCUUCACCACCGUGUACAACCUCAAGGCGCACAUGAAGGGCCAUGAGCAGGAGAACUCAUUCAAAUGCGAGGUGUGCGAGGAGAGCUUCCCCACGCAGGCCAAACUCAGCGCCCACCAGCGCAGCCACUUCGAACCCGAGAGGCCUUACCAGUGCGCGUUUUCUGGCUGCAAGAAGACAUUUAUCACAGUGAGUGCUCUCUUUUCCCAUAACCGCGCCCAUUUCAGGGAACAGGAACUGUUUUCCUGCUCUUUUCCUGGCUGCAGCAAACAAUAUGACAAGGCUUGUAGGCUGAAAAUUCACCUGCGGAGUCACACCGGCGAGAGACCUUUCCUUUGUGACUUUGAUGGCUGUGGCUGGAACUUCACCAGCAUGUCCAAACUCUUAAGGCACAAAAGGAAGCACGACGAUGACCGGAGGUUCAUGUGCCCUGUGGAAGGCUGUGGGAAAUCUUUCACGAGAGCUGAACAUCUGAAAGGCCACAGCAUAACCCACUUGGGCACAAAGCCUUUCGUGUGUCCUGUGGAAGGCUGCUGUGCCAGGUUCUCUGCUCGCAGUAGCCUCUACAUUCACUCCAAGAAACACCUGCAGGAUGUGGACACUUGGAAAAGCCGUUGCCCCAUCUCCACUUGUAAUAAACUCUUCACAUCCAAGCACAGCAUGAAGACGCACAUGACCAAAAGGCACAAGGUGGGCCAGGAUCUCUUAGCUCAGUUAGAAGCAGCAAAUUCUCUUACACCCAGCAGUGAACUUACCAGCCAGGGACAGGAUGAUCUCAGAGAUGCAGAGAUAGUGUCUCUGUUUUCUGAUGUACCAGACAGUACUUCUGCUGCAGUGCUGGACACAGCAUUGGUGAACUCUGGAAUCUUGACUAUUGAUGUGGCUUCUGUGAGCUCGACUCUGGCAGGGCACCUCCCUGCUAAUAAUAAUAAUUCCGUAGGGCAGGCUGUGGACCCUCUGGCCUUGAAGGCCACCAGCGACCCUCCUCAAAAUCUGGAUACAUCUCUCUUUUUUGGAACGGCGGCCACUGGUUUUCAGCAGAGCCCCUUAGAUAUGGAUGAGGUCUCAAGUGUAAGUGUGGGGCCAUUGGGAUCUCUGGGCUCUUUGGCCAUGAAAAACUCCAGUCCAGAGCCUCAGGCUUUAACACCCAGCAGUAAGCUAACAGUGGAGACAGAUGCUCUGACUCCUUCAAGCACCCUUUGUGAAAACAGUGUCUCAGAACUACUGACACCAACCAAAGCGGAGUGGAACGUACAUCCUGACUUCUUUGGACAGGAGGGAGAAACCCAGUUUGGAUUCCCCAGUGCAGCAGGAAACCAUGGUUCUCAGAAAGAAAGAAAUGUUAUCACUGUGACUGGCAGCUCAUUUUUGGAAACAUCUUAUAGAUGAAGGCAUUGAGUGUGGACAGAGGGAAGACACAGAUGCUGGGAUGAAGGCGGAGGAAGUUUGGACCCUUCAUCAGUCUACUGUGCACGAAGACUCAUUCCUGGCCCCGAACAGCUCCUUAAGAGGGGGUGAGUUGAGCAAGCUUGUGGUGGCCUAGUUUCACCAAAAUCCUCUGGAAUCCUGUCAGCAAGAGACCCCAUGACCCCCACAGAAAAUUGAGCUGGCAGAGAGAGCUGUUUGGAGAGGUGGUGUGGGCAGAACUCCAUCUGGUGCAGAACCUGGGGAGUUUGGUGUAGGACAGUGUGUGGUGGAGCAUGGCCAGGAAUGCCCAUCCUCCAAGGCUCAUCUUGCUCCCUUAAGAGACUUUAGCUUUAGGGGAACUGUCGGACCUGCAUAGUUCAGGGCGAUCUUUCCCAUGAGAUGGGGCUGCUCUGAUCUGAUUGCCCUCCUGUCUGCUAGUCCCUCCCAGGGCACCAGUCUGGCCAUUAUGGCUUGCAGUGCAGCCUCAGAUCUGCAGUUGUGGUGCCUCACAGAGACCCACAUGAUAGCUUCAGCACUGGCAGACUGUGCCUGAUCAUUGGAAAGCUCCAGCCAAAUGACCUCCACACACCAGCCCACCCAUGCCCUUGCCCCACUGCUGCUUCCCCUAUGCUGCCUUGCUGGCAUGCACUGGCCCACAGUCACCCUCCACAUUAAUUUACUGGUACGCAUACACAUGGGUGGACUUCAGUUCUCUUUCCCUGCUGGCGCACACGUGCAUGUGCAUUGCACUAAGCCACUGCUGCUGGCAUAAGCACACCCUGCCCUGCCCCCAGUUGUGCCACCAUUGCCAAUGUAAAGGUGCAUAAGGAAACCAGAAGCUUCACCUGCCCUUUGCCACCAUCAUCACUGACAAAUUAAUGCAUACAGAGACUGUCAGCUCCAUGCCCAUCAGUGCCCUGCUCCCAUGCUGAUACUGCCACAGGCAUUAAUCUGUGCACAGAGACCAGCAGCCCCAUGCCUCAUCCUGUGUGACUGCUGCUACUGGCAUGAACAUGGGCACAGAGGUUGCUAUCCCCGUGUUCUCCAGUGCCCUGCUCCAUGCUGACACCCCCACUGGUGCAAAUGCAAACGUAGAUGCCUACAGUCCCCUAUGCUCCACACCUCCACCACGGUGCUGCCAUUAUUGCCACUGCAAACAUCCACAUGGUGGCCAGCAAACCUGUGCACACCAAUGCCCCACCACAGCCAAUGAGCAAUCACACCACCACAUUGCCAUUGCUGCUGGUACAUGAAAAUGAGCAUGGAUCUAGAUAACACCACAUGACAAGGCAAUCUGCCUGGCACCACCCAUCGGAGUGUUGUGAACAGUGAUCCAGGAACACCUGGGUCCCUCCCGCACAGCAGGUUCCUAACCUCAAGAGACCAGAAAGCAAAGCCAAUGGCUUGACAUUAGCGGCCCUAGAGUUAAAGCAUGCAUUCCAGGCAUCCUGAGCUCAGCUUUGGUGUCCUAAAAUUUUCCAGAAAUGUAGCCAGUUGACUAAACCCACCUUAUAUUACAAUCAAACUCCCAAGGACAUUAAAGAGGUCAGAAGAACAAAAAUCCCAUCCAAAGGACAGCAAAUUCACAGACUGAAAGAAUACCAACCCACAAAGAUGAGAAAGAACCAUGACAAAAACUCUAGUAACUCAAAAAGCCAGAGUGUCUUCUUAACUCUAAAUGGCUCAACUUGUUCCCCAACAAUGGUUCUUAACCAGGCUGAAAUGGCUGAAAUGACAGAUAAAGAAUGUCAGUAGAAAUGAACAUUAUUCAUACCCAGGAGAACAUCAAAACCCAGUCCAAGGUUUCUGAGGAAUAAAAUAAGAUGAAGGAAAUCAAAGGUGAACUGGAAAUUAUAAGAAAAAAACCUGAUAAGAUAGAACUAAAACACUCAUUUCAAGGAUUUCAUUAUAUAAUCACAAUAUUAGCAGCAGAAUUGACCAAGCUGAGGAAGGAAUCUCAGAACUAGAAGACUGGCUCUCUGAAAUAACUCAGACAAAAAUAAAGAAAAAAGAAGAAAGAACGAAGAACAAAACCUGAGAAAUAUGGGAUUUUGUAAAGAGACCAAAUUUAUGACUCAUUAGUGUCUCUGAAAGAGGAAACAAAGCAAGCAAUUUGGAAAACACAUUUUAGGAUAUUGUCCAUGAAAUGUUUCUCUGCUAGAUAGGACAACAUUCAAAGUUAGGAAAUGCAGGGAACUUCUAUGAGAUACUACAAAAGACAGCCACCCCCAAGACACAUAAUCAUCAGAUUCUCCAAGGUCUAAAUAAAAGAAAAAAAUGUAAAGGCAACUGAAAAGGUGGUUUACCUACAAACGGAACCUCAUCAGGCUAACAGUGGACCUUUCAGCAGAAAUCUUACAAACCAGAAGGGAUUAGGGGCCUAUAUUUAGCAUUCUUAAAGAAAGGAAUUUUCAACUGAGAAUUUCUUAUCCAGACAAACUAAGCUUCAUAAGCAAAGGAGAAAUGAGAUCCAUCUCAAACAAACGAAUGCUGAGGGAAUGCAUUUCCACAAGACAAACCUUACAAGAGGUCCCGAAGUGAGUGCUAAAUAUGGAAAGGAAACACCAUUAUUGGGCACUACAAAAACUCACUUAAGUACAUAGACCAGUGGCACUAUAAAACAACCACACAAACAAGUCUGCAUAAUAACCAGUUAACAACAUGUUGACAGGAUCAAAUUUGCACAUAUGAAUACUAACCUUGAUUGUAAAUUAUCUAAAUGCCCCAAUUAAAAGGCACAGAAUGGCAACUUGGAUAAAGAAGCAAAACCCAAUAUUCUGUAAUUAAGAGACUCAUCUCACAAUCAAUGAAAUGCAUAGAUUCAAAGUAAAGGGAUGUAGAAAAUUCUGCCAAGCAAAUGAAAAACAAAACAAAACAAAAAGCAGGGGUUGCUAUUCUAAUUCUAGGCAAACCAGACCUUCAAACAACAAAGAUCAUAAAAGACAAAAGGAGGCAGGGCAAGAUAGUGGAACUGAUGCCUACACAAAUUGUAUUUCUAUAAGGACACCAAUUUACAACUAUCUACACAGAGAAAGCCCCUUCAUGAGAACCAAAAAUCAGGUGAGCCUGUGUAACACCUGAUUUUAACUUCAUAUCACUGAAAGAGGUAAAGAAAAGAUAGAAAAAACGUCUUAAGUUGCCAAUGCCACCUCUCCCCAACCCCAUUCUCCUGCCCCGGCAGUAGCAGCAUGGUAUAGAGAUCAUCUCUGGGUGCUGAGGGAGGGAGAACAGCAAUUGUGAGGCAUUGAACUCAGUGCUGUCCUGUUAGAGCAGAAAGGAAAACCAGACCAAACUCAGCCGACACUCACACACAGAAGUAGUAUUUAAACCAGCCCUCGCCAGUCCUGUGCUGGCUUCAGGUCUGACGCAGCAUAGUCAUAGUGUUGGUGGCCACAGGGGUGCUAAUAUGACUCCACCCUCAGUUUUUGGAGGUUCAAAACUGAGAGAGAUUCUCCGUUUCUUUGGGAAAAAUUCAGGCUAGAGAACAAGAUAUCUGCCUGGUAAUCCAGAGAAUUCUUCAUCUUUUUCAAAACCAUCAAGUUAAUAACUCUAUGAGUCUGCAAGAACUACAGUUUUAUUAGGCUUGAGGUGCUUCUUAAAGCAGAUGCUGCUUAGCUCUUGAUACCCAAGUCCUUUCAAAUAUCUGGAAAGCCUUCUCAAAAAUGAUGGAUACAAACAAGACAAGAUAUAGAAGACUACAAUAAAUAACAAAUUCUUCAAUGCCCAGACACUGAAGAAUGUCUACUGGCAUCAACACCAUCCAGGAAAACAUGACCUCAUCCAAUGAACUAAAUAGGUAGCCAGGGACUAAUCCUGGAUAAACAGAGAUAUGUGAUCUUUCAGAAAGAGAAUUUGGAACAGCUGGGUUCAGGGAACUCAGAGAAAUUCAAGAUAGCACAGGAAAAGUCAGAAUUCCACAGAUAAAUUUAAUAAGAGAAUGAAAUAAUUGAAAAGAAUCUAGCUGAAAUUCUGGAGCUGAAGAAAUGCAAUUUACGUAUUUAA
Molecule: messenger RNA, 6648 nt
Organism: Macaca mulatta (Rhesus monkey)
Lineage: Eukaryota; Metazoa; Chordata; Mammalia; Primates; Cercopithecidae
Product: zinc finger X-linked protein ZXDA
Biological process (GO): regulation of transcription by RNA polymerase II
Cellular component (GO): nucleus
Molecular function (GO): transcription coregulator activity
Source: RefSeq, a predicted model, not a curated record